Messenger RNA from Dromiciops gliroides (monito del monte), 6981 nucleotides. It is a transcript of the gene NUP93, whose product is annotated as nucleoporin 93. The transcript is spliced from 23 exons. Bases 136 to 2634 code for a protein of 832 amino acids. NCBI's taxonomy places the organism in Eukaryota, Metazoa, Chordata, Mammalia, Microbiotheria, Microbiotheriidae. Gene Ontology annotation, cellular component: nuclear pore. Gene Ontology annotation, molecular function: structural constituent of nuclear pore. Gene Ontology annotation, biological process: poly(A)+ mRNA export from nucleus; protein import into nucleus. The record is from RefSeq and is a predicted model, not a curated record.
CGAGCGGCGCGAGAAGCGGCAGCUCCCUCCGGCCUCGUUCCUGCUCCUCCUCCGAGCCGGCUCCGGCGGCAGUGGCGGUGGUGGCAGCUCCAGGGCCAGGUUCCCUUUUUUUUCUGCAUAAUAUCUGCAUCAGAAAUGGAUACUGAAGGGUUUGGUGAGCUUCUUCAGCAGGCUGAACAGCUUGCCGCUGAGACUGAGGGCAUUUCUGAGCUUCCUCAUGUAGAACGUAACUUGCAAGAAAUCCAGCAGGCGGGUGAGCGCCUGCGCUCUCGAACACUGACACGUACAUCUCAGGAGACAGCUGAUGUCAAGGCGUCAGUUCUUCUUGGGUCUAGAGGACUUGACAUAUCCCACAUCUCACAGAGAUUGGAGAGUUUGAGUGCUGCAACUACAUUUGAACCUCUUGAGCCUGUGAAAGAUACAGAUAUUCAGGGCUUUCUGAAGAAUGAAAAGGACAAUGCAUUGCUGUCUGCCAUUGAGGAGUCCAGAAAACGGACUUUUGGUAUGGCUGAAGAAUAUCAUCGAGAGUCAAUGCUGGUGGAAUGGGAACAGGUUAAACAAAGGAUUCUCCAUACACUACUUGCUUCAGGAGAAGAUCCUCUUGACUUUACACAGGAGAAUGAAUUUGCCUUUGAGGUACUUCCUUCAGUCAGCACUUCUAUGCCAAGUUACAUCAGUGAUUUGGGACCUCCAGGCCGAAGCUCUUUAGAUAGCAUUGAGAUGGCUUACGCCCGCCAGAUUUAUAUUUAUAAUGAGAAGAUAGUGAAUGGACAUCUGCAGCCUAACCUGGUAGACCUCUGUUCUGCUGUUGUAGAAAUGGAUGAUAAGAAUAUUUCAGAUAUGUGGGCAAUGGUGAAACAAAUGACAGAUGUGUUGUUGGCCCCUGCGACAGAUGCCCUGAAAAGUCGAAGGAGCAUGGAGGUACGAAUGGAAUUUGUAAGACAGGCUUUACAUUACCUCGAGCAAAGUUACAAAAAUUAUACACUUGUUACUGUUUUUGGUAAUCUGCAUCAAGCUCAGCUGGGUGGUGUGCCUGGUACUUACCAGCUGGUUCGAAGUUUUCUUAAUAUCAAGCUCCCAGCACCUCUUCCAGGACUUCAGGAUGGAGAAGUGGAAGGACAUCCUGUUUGGGCAUUAAUUUAUUACUGCAUGCGCUGUGGGGAUUUAGUUGCAGCUUCGCAAGUGGUUAAUCGAGCCCAGCAUCAGCUGGGAGAAUUUAAAACUUGGUUCCAAGAAUAUAUGCACAGUAAGGAUAGAAGAUUGUCUCCUGCCACUGAAAAUAAGCUUCGUCUCCAUUAUCGACGUGCCCUUAGAAACAACACUGACCCUUAUAAAAGAGCCGUUUAUUGUAUCCUUGGAAGAUGUGAUGUCACUGAUAAUCAGAGUGAAGUGGCUGAUAAAACAGAAGAUUACCUUUGGUUGAAGUUGAAUCAAGUAUGUUUUGAGGAUGAUGGCACCAGCUCUCCACAAGACAGACUCACUUUAUCACAGUUCCAGAAGCAGUUAUUAGAAGACUAUGGGGAAUCCCACUUUGCUGUUAACCAACAGCCUUUUCUCUACUUCCAAGUGCUCUUCCUGACAGCACAGUUUGAAGCUGCAAUUGCUUUUCUCUUCCGUGUGGAGCGCCUGCGCUGCCAUGCUGUUCAUGUAGCGCUGGUACUGUUUGAGCUAAAGCUUCUCUUGAAAUCAUCUGGCCAGAGUGCGCAGCUCUUAAGUCAUGAGGCUGGUGACCCUCCUUGUGUAAGGCGUCUCAAUUUUGUUCGCCUUUUGAUGCUCUAUACCCGGAAAUUUGAGUCAACAGACCCAAGAGAAGCAUUACAAUACUUUUACUUUCUCAGGGAUGAAAAAGAUAGUCAAGGAGAAAACAUGUUUUUGCGCUGCGUUAGUGAGCUUGUAAUAGAAAGUCGAGAGUUUGAUAUGAUUCUUGGGAAACUGGAGAACGAUGGAAGUAGAAAGCCUGGAGUUAUAGAUAAGUUUACUAGUGACACAAAGCCCAUUAUCAACAAAGUUGCUUCAGUGGCAGAAAAUAAAGGAUUAUUUGAAGAAGCUGCAAAGCUUUAUGACCUUGCAAAGAAUGCAGACAAGGUUCUAGAGCUGAUGAACAAGUUGCUCAGUCCGGUCGUUCCCCAGAUCAGUACUCCUCAGUCCAAUAAAGAGAGGCUGAAGAACAUGGCACUUUCCAUCGCAGAACGGUACAGAGCUCAGGGAAUAAGUGCAAACAAAUUCAUUGACUCCACGUUCUACCUUCUGUUAGACUUGAUUACAUUUUUUGACGAGUAUCAUUGUGGUCACAUUGACAGGGCCUUUGAUAUAAUUGAUCGCCUGAAGCUUGUGCCCCUGAAUCAAGAAAGUGUGGAAGAAAGAGUGGCUGCCUUCAGAAACUUCAGUGAUGAAGUCAGACAUAACCUGUCAGAAGUGCUUCUUGCCACCAUGAACAUCUUAUUCACCCAGUUCAAAAGACUAAAAGGCACAAGUCCAUCUUCAGCAUCCAGACCCCAACGAGUUUUAGAAGACAGAGAUUCACAACUCCGAAGUCAAGCACGAGCAUUGAUUACGUUUGCUGGGAUGAUCCCCUAUAGGACAUCAGGAGACACAAAUGCAAGACUGGUGCAAAUGGAGGUCCUUAUGAAUUAAGAGAGUAUUCACAUGUUGUUACUAGUACAUCAAAGAGAUGGGCCCCUUUUAUUUUAUUUUAUUUUAUUUUUUCUAUUCUGUAUUUUUGUCAACAUAAAUAAAUUUCUUUGAUUUGUAUUUCCUUUUAAACAUCCUUUUAUUUUCAUUGUUUUGUCUUUUUAAAUUUUUUUAAGUUGUUAUUUGUGUCUUAUAGAAUCAUUAGUUAGUCCUAGGCCAUUGAGAGAAAAGAAAAUAGAUUUUGUUUGGGAAAGUUUUAAAAGUAUGAAAAUUUAUUCAAAAUAAGCAAACAACCUUUGGGAGAGCACUGUUAUUGAUAUUGAACAUUCAGCAAUUAGGGCACAUGAUACUCAUCACUAUUAAUAACAGCUUACAUUUAAAUAGUGCUUUUUAAGACUCCAAAACUACUCUCAUUCUCUCAUCUCAACAUCAGCACAGCUCAAUGAGGUAGGGAGGGGAGUGUGAUCACUACUAUUUAUAGAUGAAGGAACUGAGGCCCAGAGAAAUUAAGUUGCUGAGUAGAGGUUGAGAUCCUCUGUUUGCUUCUAGCACACGGUUGUGGAAGGUGAAAAGGAGAAAAUAAGCCCUUGGAGUUGCAGGUGUCAAUUUGAUUUUGAUGGGAUGAAGAACACUUUGACCUAUAGUGGGAAAAUUCAGGACUUAGAGAUGGAAUGGAGUUUUGUUGACAAAAGGGAUACCUAAUGUUUGUACUUCUGUAUACACAGCCUAGAGAUGUAAGAGGUACUGAAACCAUGUUGUGAGGUUGUCUAGGAAUGAGACUGAUGAGUUAUAACUCAUUUGCCUUUAAGACUCCUCCAAAAACAUGUCACUAUGACUAAAGAAAUGGCUAAAUAAGUCAUCCUGAUAGUACUUGUUAAGGGAAUUAAAUCCCAUUCAUAGAGGAUGAACCACAUUGUCAUAAUUUACCCCCUUAUAAGGUCAUUACCCUGAAGUCCCUAUGUCUCCAAGGGAAAACAUGCCCCCUUCUUUAAUCAAAUAGGAAAUCCUUGGUAGCUGACCAGUUCAGGGCUUACCAGGACCCAGUCUAUAAUAAACUAUUUUUCUUAGUAAAAGACUAAAAAAGACAGUCAAAUCAAUUAUAGAUCAUUGUUCAAAGGCCUGGGAAUCAGAUUUCAAGGCAAAUGUUACAUUCCUUUGAUUUUCUUAAACUGGCCCUGGCUGCCCAUUUUCAAAGUGAAAUCUGAAUUAGAACCUGUGAACUCUCUCCAAGUUGAGCCUUCAGUUUUAUCAAAGUACAGACAUGCAGAAAGCAUUAAGUGCGUGUUCACACGGAGUGUUUACAAAAGGUAUGUUUUCAGGCUAUAGAGCAGUUACCUUUUGUCAUUCAUUCAGUGAUCAUUUAAGUAUGCAGUACUCUAGGAUGCACUGGUGGUAUCCAGUAUCAGCACUCAAACUUGCCAUUACUUUGUAUUACAGGACCAGAGAUUUAGACUUGUACAAGGACCUUACAGGUAUUAGAAUCCAAACCCUUAAUUUUACAGGUCAGAAAGGGGAGGCUCAGAGAGGUGUGAUUUGCCCUUGGUCACACAGGUGGCCAACAGCAGAGUGAGGGUUUGAAUCCAAGUCCAGUGCUCUUGUUACUAUGCUAAGUUGAUAAUUCUUUUUUAUUUAGCCCUUGAAAAUUUGUAAAGAACUUCACAAACAUUAUCUCUUUUGAUUCUCAAAAGUCCUGUGAGGUAAGUAUUAUUGUUUCCCUUUUAUAGAGAAAGAAGCAAGCUCAGAGAGAUUGAAUUAUUUGCCCAUGAACAUAGGGAUAUUAUUUGUCAGAUGUGGGAUUUGAACUCAGUUCUUCCUGUUGCCCAGCCCAGAACUCAACUAUGCCACACUGCCUCUAGGGCAAUGAUUCUUAACCUUUAGUAAUUGGGUGAAGCCUAUGAACCCCUUCUCAGAAUAAUGUUUUUAAAUGCACAAAAUAAAAUAUGUAGGAUUAUUAAAGAAACCGGUUAUAUUGAAAUAUAGUUAUCAAAUCAUUUUUUAAAACACAGGUUCAUAGACUUCAGCUUAAGAACUCCCCUACCUUUUAUUUGUGUAGAGUUGUCUCACAUUCUGAAUUUCUCAGUGAUAGACUCAUAAAAAGGAUUUGUACAGAUAAACCAAUAGCCAAGUUAUUACUUUACAGCUUUAUAUAUGUGUGAUCAUUGUGUUUUUCCAUUCAAGCAUCCAAAUCUGUCUCUGCCUCAUUAAAUGUCUGUUGUGACCUGCCAGAUUUUCUUUUAGCCACAACUUCAUAUCAUCUGGGAGAUGGCACAUUGAAUGCCAAGGUAGAAAAGAGAAAACUAGACUCGUGUUGUCAUCAUUGUACUUUUUCCAAAACACUGAUAGAUGAGUUUUUAAAUGUAUGACUGUUUUCUAAUGAAGAAAGCUCUGGAGGUCAGUUAAACUCUUGUCUACAAAAUAGAGGCACUUGAUAAUUUGCAAAAUUCAUGGUGGAAAUGUGCGUUUUAUUAUCCAACUCGUGGAACUUAAUUUUAUAGCUCAUGAACUAACCAGGGCAUUUUCCUCCUAAGGAACCCUGAGAUCAUGUAAUGUCACUGGUGUAUUUUUAGGUCUAUACACAGAGUUUAUGCCUCCUUACUUUUAUUCCACUUUUUCCUUGAAUAUCAGUGCAUGCAGCUAAUUUGCAAAGCUCUAAAGCAGCCAACUUUCAAUUCUCCCACACUAAUUACUCACUUUCUAGAUGAUGAAGGCCCUUUGCUUUUUCCCUGGCCCACUUUUUCAUCCGUUUUACUACUUAACAUUCCCCUAGGGAGAAGUGGAACUGAGCUAUUAUUCUUACUUAUUUAAAGCUCAGAUGAAAGGAUUGAAAGAGAAAGAUCUUAAAUUGUACCCUAAAAUGAAGGUUUGGGACAUACUUUGUUUUAUUUGUCCAUACUGUCAUCCAUUCCCUUCCUACUGUUUGUAAUUGAGAGUUGGCUGUAGUCCCAGUUGUCCACACAAAACAAAGCACUAUAUUUAUUUGUCAACCUGUGUAUAAUGCAGCUUUAUUUGACAGACUGCCAAAUGCCCUGUGCCAAGGUCACUUGUAUUAGAAAUACUUCCUGUAAUGAGCUGGUGACAGGUAAACCAGUUUGUCUCAAGGCCAAGCUUUUGAAGCCUUCCCCUACUUCUUUGCCUCUCAGCUCUAGUAUUCUCCUGCCUCAGUACCAGCUGUGCAGUGAUUACUUGGAAAACUUAACUUGCCUUGGUUCAUGCUUAUUUCUCUUCCAACAAUUAGAUCUGAAAGACAGGGGCAAAGAGGCUCCCUCAUGAUAAGAACUUGAAACUUUGCCUCAAAAAUAGUCAUCAGGGCUGGGCCAUUUUGAGAGGGGAAAGUACAGGGUGCCCUAAUGGGAAAGAAACUAUAGAGGUGUUUAGAUUUUGCUUUAGUGAUGGGCCUACCUUUUUCCUUCAAAAAAAGAUCCUAAUGGAAAUCUGGUAUUGGGCUUAAAAGCAAUUAAAUGUGCUUUGUGUCUCAUUUUUAUUGCCUUUAACUUUGGUCUCCUUGAGCCUUCAGGUAUCUGUGGUGGGGAGGGUGCUUCUGGUUCCUGUUCUCUUACCCCAGUUAGAGGACAGCAGCAGAACCCAAGAUGCAGGGACACAAUGUGAUAGACAUAGCCAAUUCAUAUUGGGUGGCCUGAAUAGAACUGCAGCUUCAUUUGGGGAAGCUCUUUGCAAGGCCAAGUUAUUUGUGAGCCAUUUGGAUGGUGUGUGCUGGUCCCAUUCCAGCUGUCUCUCUGCUGGCACAUGCCACACUGCUGAGAGGCCUUUGGCCAUGUGGUACCAGAUGAUUGGAAGCACUCUUGCUAAAGUGGAUUCCUAUGAUUUGUUGCAGCUUCUAUGGUUUUAUAGAUGAUGGAAAUUAUAGUGCAAGAUGGAUCACUUUAGAGGGAAAGGAGGCAAUAAAUGGAAUUAGGCAUUGAAAUACAUAGGAGAAGAGCCAUGCUGUCUGGGCCAUGCUGUAUGAUUGUGUGCCCAGCAAUGACCUUGGCCACCAUGAGCAGUGUAAGAUUUCUGCAUCAAGAAUUCCAAAUUAAAUUAAAUUUGGGGAGGGGGAUGAGACAUGCAAGGUCUUCUUAAUUUGUGCUUUUUUUUUUUCUUUUUUUGAGAAAAGAGACAAAAGAGCUUUUGCUCUACUCAGCCUGCCUCAGUUCCAUCUGUCCUGCUUUCCCAAUUUUCUUACAGUUGUCACUGUGGUAUAUUUGCAGACAUUGCUAUGGGAAGCUGUAAUCUGCAUGUCCUUUUCCAUAUAAUAAUUCCUUUGUUUAGGAUGCUUCCUUCAUCACAGAUUCUAUCUCUGAUCUGAAAAUUCCUACUUGUUCUUUCAAAUGAAAUAUAGAGUAUAAAGGUUAA